GGGGGGAUCAUUUAAUAUGAUAUAUUCUUAUAUGUUUUUAUACAUUUUUAUUUUCAUUCAGACUAUUGAGGAGUACAGUAUGUACGACAUGUCUAAAAUGAAUUACAUCCCAAAUCAACAUAUGGAUUGUAUACAGAGACAAUACGCGUUCCAUGAUGGAAACAUGAUCUUAAAUCUUUUGUCUGUCUAAGCAACAGAAACAAUGAGAUGAAAACACCUUAUUUCAGUUAUUGUAGCCAUGGCUUUCUCAACACCCUACACAAUUAGUCAAAAUACUGUAAAUGUGAAGGAUAAAUGAAAAUGUUAUUUAUUAUAUUUACAGUAAAAGAGUUUUCUGCAUGAUUGUAUGCUACUGUGUGUGUGUGUGUGUGUGUGUGUGUUGGUGUUUUUGUGAGUGUGUAUAUUUCUGGGCAGAGUAGGUUUAUCUGUGAGCACCAGCUAUGUGCGUCACUCUGCUGUCUCUGCCACUGCACUUCCAGACUCAAACACUCACACUCACUCUCACACAGUCGCUUACAACAUACAGGCGCAGCACACACUCCAGAGGAAGGUAAGAACUUGUUAGCACUCUAACCAAAAUCAAGUUUAAAAACAAAAAUCAUUGCAAAUUCAGCCACCUUCCUACCUUUAUUUAAGCGGGAAAAGGUUGGUACAGAGAAUGACGCAGUUAAUGCCAUAAUGUUGUCGAACCUGAUCAUGUUUGCCCAUUAAUUAACACUAAGUGUAAACAUCGAAACCUGGAGUGACUUUGAGUGGGGUCUAAUUUAACAAUAAUAGAUGGUGUGGGGUUUAGUUAGUGAUGAUAAAUGGUAUGUUGAUAGAACCACUUUGUUCAUGCAUGAGGAGAUUCAUUUUGUACAAACAAUCCAAGUUUAUAUUGUGGAAAUAAGCAGCAUAUGAGAACUGUCUUGGUGUCCAUGAGCAAUGCUUCUAAGAAAUGUGUAGAAAUUAAAUACAUCACAUAACAUGGUAUGUUGUGAAAGCCAGAGGACAUUAAAUAAGAUAAUUUAUAACAUUGUCCUGCAGCUUACAUUUCCUAUAAUUCCUUGUCUUUCUUUUAUGUCGUCCUCUCUCUUUCCUUCUUUCUUUUAUGUCUUUCUUUCUCUCCCUUUUCUCUUCUUUCUUUUAUGUCUCUUUCUCUAUCUACCUGUAUGUCUGUCUUUCUGUCUGCUCCCUUCCUGCCAUGCCCUGUUCAUGUCUUUAUCAGUCGCCUGCAUGCUCGCUGUGUUCCCGUUUCCUGGUGUGUCUCAGUGGCACUGUGUGCCACCCAUAGGCCUUGCCUCAUACCACACGCACUCAUCCUGCUAUCAAAUUGAACUUGUUAGCUAGCAAUGACGAUGUGGAGAAGGAACCGUGUAUACAGAACUUGUGAACUUGAGGCUUUCAGAAAAUGUCCACUUACAAAUUGGCGUGAAUAUCACAAGAAGGGGACAGGAGUGGGCUCUUGGGGUGAACACGGCCAUUCUGUGUCAUUUCAUCGAUAUUUCUGUAUGUUAUGCCAAUGUAAUCACUACCAUUCUAUAGCAUCUGUGCUUGGAAUAAAAUGAAAAACAGUUAGUAUAUGUUAUGUGUUUAGGAUCGUUUCACCUUUAUGCAGAUAGUACAGUUGAGUGACAGGAAAUGUGUGUGUGAGAGAGAGAAGGGAGAUUGGGAAAUGACUGCCGUUCAGGAUCGAACUGGGUCUUUUUAGACACAUGGACCUGCAUGGACCAUCCCAGUUUGUUCAGCAAGAGGGGUAUUGUAAGUUAUUUCAGUAGGCUAUUACCAUUUCCAUAGUACAGCUUUCAUUACAUUACAUUACAUUACAUUUAGCAGACACUUCUUGACCAGCUUUCAAUAUGGCAAGGCAAGGCAAGGCAAGGCAAUUUCAUUUGAAUACAAAUGAAAGCACAAGGGAAAGAGUGAAAUAAUACAAUUAAUUGAGUCAGCAACUGGAGCAAUCCAUUCACAAAGCGUAUAAAACAGUUUUAGAAGACUGGUCUAAUUUGCGCCACUAGGCCUAUCACAUGCAGUGUGCAUCAUCAAACCAGCUCAGUCUGCUCCAUCUUAAUGUAUCACGCAAAAGCUUCUGGAAUGCAGUCUGUCAAGACCCAGCAGUUUUCAUAUAUUACUAUAAUUGAAUUUUAGUUUUGGAUUUGAUACAAACUCUGUGUUUAUUGGAAUUAAACAUUAUAAGAGGUCAAUCUUCACAAGAGUCAAUGGUCAAUAGCUAGUAUGCAUGUUGGACUGUUGGUAAAGAGCUGGGGUCUUCUAUUGAAAUUAUAUAAAGUCUUUAUUAGUCACUGAAGUACAUACAAUCACAUGAGGCCAUGACUUCAGAAUUGUAUUAUAUUAAAGAAUGACAUGUAAUUAUGAAUUAUUUUCACAGUACUACUGCUCUUCAUACCUCAGUAUUAUUGCACUGUAAUAAUAACUUGAAUUUCCCCUUGGGGAUCUAUCUCGGGGAUAUCUAUCUAUCUAAUACAAUGUAGUUCUCUCAUAACAAAUGCACUGUGAAUUGAGGUGCUGUGAACACCUCUUUUAUAAAUGAUGUAUCAAACUGAUAAUUAGAAACAACCCUGCCCAUGCUGAUUCAGUGAAAUUGAAAUCUAUGUAUUUAAGUAUACAGUGCAACCGGAAAGUUUUCAGACCCUUCAGACUUUUUUAAAAUAAAUUUACACUCCAAACACCUGCUUUUUUGUGGAGUAUUGGAGUAUUGUGUGUAGAUUGAUGACAAAAAGUAAUUGAAUGUGUUUAAAGAUGAGCCUGAAACGUAACAAAAUGUGGAAAGCUUGAAAAGGUCUGAAAACUUUCCGGUUGAACUGUAUCAUGCUUCUCGGAGCACAAUGGCUGAACUCCCUUUAGCAGGCACAAGGUGUCAAACUCUCCUCGAGCAGAACCAGCUAAUAUGACAUGAAAUGUGUGUGUGUGUGUGCAGGGGUGAAAGGGGGGGGGGGGGGCGCAGUUCCGCCACCUCAGAUAAAUUAAUAAUACAUAUAUUCUUUCAUACCAACGAUAUAGCGCGAUGAUGUUGUUAAAAUAAUUGGUGAGGUAAUUUUUCGUGUGUACAGAGGUGACCAAGAAGCUAGCAAUUCUUGUCCAAAAAGUAUUGCUACACCACGAUACUCAAUAUGUUGUCCAACGGUAUGGGGCUCCAGACAGGCUGUGUGAUCAUGUCCAUGGUCUUCAGCAUCAUGACUGCUGCAAGUGCUGCUGUGGAGGCGUGUCCAUCUCCAUGUUCCUGCAUCAGGAGCGUGGUCGAUUGCAGUAGGCGUGGCCUCACCACCUCUAGCAUGCCCACCUCCUUCCCCGCGGGCACCACAGAGCUUCGUCUCUAUGACAACCGCCUGACUGCGCUGCCUGUCGGAGUGCUGGAUGCACUAACUAGUCUGAGGAGCGUCUCGUUGCAUGGCAACCCCUGGUCAUGUGACUGCGGCAUCCUCUACCUGCGAGGAUGGCUUCUCAAGCAGAGGAACGAUGGUCUUAUAAGGAACGUGAGCUGUAGUUCUCCCCCUGGCCUGCAGGGUACGCUGGUGGUGAAUCUGGUGGAACAUGACUUGCUCUCAUCCUGCCGCUACUGGUUCUGCGACUUAGCUCUAGCAUCCCAGAUAAGUCUUAUCAUCUUCAUCAUCAUCCAGGCUCUUCUGUUGGCCUCUGUUAUUUUCUUCCUCCGGCGCUUCGACCGCCUGUCCAAAGAGGCCCGACAGACUACAGAGGAAAGCAUUGCCGGGGGAGACUCUGGUGACAACGAAUAUGUCAUGCUGAAAGACAGAAGCACUUGACGGGGUCUAGGAACAUUCAAUCAUAUCACAGAUAGGCGAUAGAUAGAUUUGAGGGGAUAUUAUAUUAACAUUUUAUUCUUUUGCACCAGAUCCACCACAAAUUAGUUGGUUACAAUAACAGUUUUGUGCUCUGCACAAAGAGAGCCAGCCAUCCAAACUGAGAGAUCACUGAUAUAUCUCCUCUCAUUUUGUCUUUAUCGCUUAAGUGUUGAUAAGUACGUAGAGUCAAAUAUUGCAUGUUCAAUGUGGUUACACAUCUACAUUUUACAUACUGUACAGUCCACAAUAUUCAACAGGGACAUUUUGUGACCACAGUGACCUCAUGAAAUUGGCGGCAACAUACCUUUAUGCCUGUUUCAGAGGCUAAAUAAUCUCCAUGAUUCCUUAAAUCAACUAUCUGAAUGACCAAAUUAGCAUGAGCUGGGAGAAAUGGGGUUAUAUCUGUGGGACAAACAGAUUUUUUUUUGCCUGUUUUACUUUGCCUUUUGCUGAAAAGACUUCAUAACUGUAAUGUGAUGAGAUGCACAUUCUCCUUUUAUAUAAAGUGUUUCUGUAUAUAUGUGGUUUGAAAUAAACUAGUAUUUUGGUUUGAA
Messenger RNA from Alosa sapidissima (American shad), 4354 nucleotides. RefSeq names its product glycoprotein Ib platelet subunit beta (gene gp1bb). The coding region runs from base 3111 to 3761 and encodes 216 amino acids. The record is from RefSeq and is a predicted model, not a curated record. Lineage: Eukaryota; Metazoa; Chordata; Actinopteri; Clupeiformes; Clupeidae. The transcript is spliced from 4 exons.